Trichogramma pretiosum is the source of this 1263-nucleotide messenger RNA. It is a transcript of the gene Rpn11, whose product is annotated as 26S proteasome non-ATPase regulatory subunit 14. Gene Ontology annotation, cellular component: proteasome regulatory particle, lid subcomplex. Gene Ontology annotation, biological process: protein deubiquitination; proteasome-mediated ubiquitin-dependent protein catabolic process. Bases 194 to 1129 code for a protein of 311 amino acids. Lineage: Eukaryota; Metazoa; Arthropoda; Insecta; Hymenoptera; Trichogrammatidae. The record is from RefSeq and is a predicted model, not a curated record. The transcript is spliced from 6 exons. Gene Ontology annotation, molecular function: proteasome binding; protein binding; metallopeptidase activity.
CAUCGAAGAACUUCUAUCCAGUGAGUGUGCAAAUUUGCAGAGUGAACCUCUGCUGUGUUGUGUGUACUGCAGCGCUCGAGGUUCAUCAACAUUUUACUCGAUCGUUUCAUUUACUUUUACCCGAUAGGAAUCCUGUCGUUACUGCACUGCCUUUCUAUAGCGAGGGAAAAUUCGUUAAGCAACUUUGAAAAAUAUGGAUAGAUUAUUACGACUGGGCGGUGGAUUGCCGAGCUUGGGGCAAGGUCCACCACCAACCGACGCUCCUGUUGUAGACACUGCUGAGCAGGUUUAUAUAUCUUCCUUGGCACUUCUUAAAAUGUUAAAACACGGAAGAGCCGGUGUUCCCAUGGAAGUCAUGGGUUUGAUGUUGGGUGAAUUUGUUGAUGAUUACACUGUCAGAGUUAUUGAUGUAUUCGCUAUGCCACAGACUGGAACUGGUGUCAGUGUAGAAGCAGUGGAUCCUGUAUUUCAAGCAAAAAUGUUGGAUAUGCUGAAGCAAACUGGUAGACCCGAAAUGGUAGUCGGUUGGUACCAUUCACAUCCUGGUUUUGGUUGUUGGUUAUCAGGUGUUGACAUAAACACACAACAAUCUUUUGAAGCUCUUAGUGAAAGAGCAGUUGCUGUUGUAAUUGACCCGAUCCAGUCAGUAAAAGGAAAAGUUGUUAUAGAUGCUUUUAGAUUAAUCAACCCUAAUAUGAUGGUACUAGGUCAGGAACCUCGUCAAACAACAUCUAAUUUAGGUCAUCUUCAAAAACCAUCAGUUCAAGCACUGAUACAUGGAUUAAAUAGACAUUACUAUAGCAUAAGCAUUAAUUAUCGUAAAAAUGAACUUGAACAGAAAAUGUUACUUAAUUUACACAAAAAGACUUGGAUGGAUGGUUUAACUCUGGCUGAGUAUUCUGAACAUUGUAAAUUCAAUGAAAAUAUUGUUCAAGAAAUGCUUGAACUUGCCAAAAAUUACAACAAAGCUCUUGAAGAUGAAGAAAAAAUGACUCCAGAGCAGCUAGCUAUCAAAAACGUUGGUAAACAAGAUCCUAAGCGUCAUUUGGAAGAAAAAGUUGAUAAUCUGAUGACAACAAAUAUCGUCCAAUGUUUAGGAGCAAUGCUUGAUACUGUUGUUUUUAAAUAAUUCGACUGAGUAGUCUUAAAAAUUACCCAUUCAAAAAAUAUAUAUUAUGGAUACAUACAACUUUUAUUAAUAUUUUUUGUACUGAUCCAAUUAAUAUUUGCCAGAAGAAAUUGUGUAAAAUUAAUAAGCCUUGU